UAUUUUCUCUUUUUUCUCUUGCACCGCCACCGAGAGAAAGAGAUCUCGAAGCGGAGCUGCUUUUAUCUCACGCGUCAGUCAGUAGGAUCAGGUACACUGCGCAGCGCCGCGUGGGACUCGAGCUGUACUUCACCAACAACCAGACGGCAGUUCCAGUCCAGAGUCUGGAGGCAGCAGACAUCAACACUAUGGAGCACAGCGGAACGAGCUGAUCCUUCUCUCCCGGUCCCGACCUGGUCCUUACGGAACUGUCCAGAGACCAGAGAGAUGAUUAAGUAAUGUGGAUUAUAUAUAGUCACUCACUGUCGUAUUGGACGGAUACAACAGCUGAACACGACGCGGUUGCAAAAGGAUUUCGACUUGAAGACUGAAGAGAUCGUUUCGAAGUAAGGAGGGAUAUCUCUCUGCCCGGGUGGAAGAGUCGCUCAGGCAGGCUGCUUGUUGGGAUUUGAUUUUAGAACUGCAUAAUAUUACAACUACAACACUUCUAGGCGGAUGUAUAUAUAUAGAGAGUGUUUUUUUAGGAGCGGUUUUGAGGAACAAUUUUGUUUAUUUUUAUGGUGAUAAUUAACUCUUAUAAAGGAUCGCUUUCAAAACGGAAUCACACAAAAAGGAUUACAAUCCUUGGGACAGCGAGAGGUAUAUCUGGGGUUGUUUCUAUGGUGACGGAGGCAGUGAUUCUGUUGGAUACCCAUGAUGCACCGGUAUGAUGCCUGAGUCGGAGACAGGUCUAGUAGCUCAGCACAUCACUGUGGUGACCAGAGGAAUAGUUGCUAUGUGGUGUUCUCUCUGGCUCUCCCUCCUCCUAUUCCCUCUCUCCGUCUCUACAGCCAGAUUACCCACAGUACUGCCCACAGACUCUGUGUUCCUGGAGGACUAUGUGGUCUCUACUGGGGACACCCUGGAUCUGUCCUGUAACCCCGACGGCCCCGCCCAAGCUGUCCUCUGGUUCAAGGAUGGCAGCGGCCUGUUGCCUAGCAACCGGACGCGAGUGGACCAGAGGGUUCUACGCAUCAUCAACGUGUCUUACGAGGACUCCGGCAUGUACUCCUGCCACGUCACUCACGACAACAACCUGCUCAGCAACUACACAAUCAGAGUGACAG
Messenger RNA from Salvelinus namaycush (lake trout), 1106 nucleotides. RefSeq names its product fibroblast growth factor receptor 3-like. The record is from RefSeq and is a predicted model, not a curated record. The annotation marks the transcript as partial. The transcript is spliced from 3 exons. NCBI's taxonomy places the organism in Eukaryota, Metazoa, Chordata, Actinopteri, Salmoniformes, Salmonidae.